CGGGUGUCACUUCCUGCUCUUGCCCCACAAAGAUGCAUCCAGGUGGCAAGGGGCAUUGCCAGGGUCAUCCUCACUGUGGGCCACCCCCUGGCCAUGGUCCAGGACACUGCCCCGGGGGACAUCACCCUCCAGGACCUGGUGGGCCACCCCCUGGCCAUGGUCCAGGACACUGCCCCGGGGGACAUCACCCUCCAGGACCUGGUGGCCCACCCCCUGGCCAUGGACCAGGGCACUGUCCUGGGGGACAUCACCCUCCAGGACCUGGUGGCCCAUCCCAUGGCCAUGGCCCAGGACACUGUGGGCCUCACCCUGGUCCACAUCACUGAGAAAUCAGAAGAAACGAAGAUACAAGAUGAAGAGUCUGCAUGGAAUCCCCAGCUGACCUAAGCACUGGGUCUAAACUAGAAUUUUCCCUUGCAAAUAAAUAGCCUCCUGGAGGCCAUAU
Molecule: messenger RNA, 445 nt
Organism: Grammomys surdaster
Lineage: Eukaryota; Metazoa; Chordata; Mammalia; Rodentia; Muridae
Gene: Phgr1
Product: proline, histidine and glycine rich 1
Exons: 3
Coding region: 33-326 (97 amino acids)
Source: RefSeq, a predicted model, not a curated record